AUGAUUCCAUUAAAAAGUUUAAUUUUCAUUAUUUGCCUUUCAAAUUUUUUUAAUUUUGUAAAAACUAAGACUGAUGCAAAAGUGGAUGCUACCUUAUCUGAGGCUUGGGGACCCGGCCUUUUUCCAACAGAAUUGGUUUUUCCAGCCCGAUAUUUUUUUGUAAAACUUCGGGAUACGUCUGGAAAUGAAAUUAGAACACCGCCUAAUGGAGAUUUAGAUGUUCAUAUUUCUGGUAAAAAUUCAUUGGGAAAUUGUAAAAUUUGGAGUAAUAUUUUGUCAAAAAAUGAUGGAUCUUAUAUUGUUCGAUAUAAACUAUUUAAUACAUGUGAUAAUUUAAAAAUUGAUUUAAGAUUUGACAAUCAGCCAAUAAAUGGUUUUCCAAAAGUUUAUAAUGAUGUAGUUUAUUCAGAUGAUUGUUACUGUCCACAGGAUUUAAAUAACUGGUUGAAAAAUAUGAAAUGCAAAAAAACCUACAAUCAAAUUGUAUCAGAUCUUGAAUCGUUUCCCAAAGUGAAAUUUAGUGAAGUUCUCUUAAAAGUUUUGGAAAAAUAUAGCAGUCAAAGAAGUAUAAGUUUAUGUCAUUAUGUUAUUAAAGAUAAUGAAAUAUACAGAAAGUGUUAUGGAGAAUAUGUUGAUUUUAAAAUUUUUGUUGAUGCACUAUUACUUUCUUUGACAAGAAAGAUUGAAUUACCAGAUUUUGAAUUCAUUGUCAAUUUGGGUGAUUGGCCAUUAGAAGAUAAUUCUCCAUCUCCUUUACCAAUAUUUUCUUGGUGCGGAUCCAAUUUUACAUCUGAUAUUAUAAUGCCUACAUAUGAUUUAACAGAAGCCACUUUGGAGUGUAUGGGCAGAGUUUCAAGAGACAUGUUGUCUGUACAAGGGAACACAGGAGCUUCCUGGAAUGAUAAAAUAAAUAAAGGAUUUUGGAGAGGAAGAGAUUCUAGUGUUGAAAGACUUAAUUUGAUAAAAUUAUCUAAAAAAUUUCCUGACUAUGUCAAUGCAAGUCUUACAAAUUUUUUUUUUUUUCAAGAUAAAGAGAAAGAAUAUGGUCCCAAAACAGAUCCUAUUCCUUUUUAUGAUUUUUUUCAGUACAAGUAUCAAAUCAAUGUUGACGGAACUGUAGCUGCAUACAGAUUUCCAUUUCUACUUGCUGGAGAUUCAGUUGUUCUUAAACAAAAUUCUCAAUAUUUUGAACAUUUUUAUAGAGAUUUAAUUCCUCACGUACAUUAUGUGCCAAUAAAAAAAGAUUUAUCUAAUUUAAUUGACGUAAUUAAAUGGUUACGAGAUAAUGAUGAACUCGCCCAAAAUAUUUCAAUUCAAGCUCAAAAAUUUGCUAAUGAAAAUUUAAUGCCAAAAGAUGUAUUGUGUUAUUAUGUCGUUUUGUUUAAGGAUUGGAGUUCCCGUUUGAUUGAAUCGCCCAAAAUUUUACAAGAUAUGGAACAUGUUGUCCAAAAUAAACCCGAAUUUCCAUGCACUUGUCGAAAAUUAAUAGCAAAAGAUGAGUUGUAA
This is a messenger RNA of Pediculus humanus corporis (human body louse), 1506 nucleotides long. Its product is annotated as KDEL motif-containing protein 1 precursor, putative. The record is from RefSeq and is a predicted model, not a curated record. Gene Ontology annotation, cellular component: endomembrane system. The coding region runs from base 1 to 1506 and encodes 501 amino acids. The transcript is spliced from 5 exons. NCBI's taxonomy places the organism in Eukaryota, Metazoa, Arthropoda, Insecta, Psocodea, Pediculidae. Gene Ontology annotation, molecular function: glucosyltransferase activity; protein binding.